AUGAGCCAGAUUUUUAGUUCAGAUAAUCUUAUAACUGGGUGGCUAGAAAUCAGACGGGGAUCAAAUCUAUACCGGGUAGAAGGAAGUUUUGACACCUGCUUCGAAGACUCCCUCACUUUAGAGGAGGGAGAUCUAGUGGAGUUUAUUCAAGAAGGAGAGAAUGGGCAAUGGGCUACUGACCAGCACACCACAACCACUGAGAAAACAAGUUCUGCAUCACACAAGAGCAUGACAUCCGUCCAGGCCACUUCGCCUGUACCAACAAGUCAAACUGGACCAAGAUUGGCACUUCAACCAUCACCAGCUAUGACGGGCACUUACAGUGUUUCCAACGGAACUGCAGAUUGCAUUAAAGCCUUAACUGGCUUGACAAUGAUGGUUACGAACACAAAAACGGGAGAACUAGAAUAUUUUAAUAUUGAUCCCAACGCCACACACACUGCAGGAUAUUGCGGAUAUAGCCAAUCAAUGCUCAACAUCUCGUUUGAAGGUGGCUUCGUAAAAUUUACUUUUACUAAGAAAGAAAUGGUCUAUUAUAUCAGCAUGACUGAAGCUUCUUUGACAGUUCUCUCACAAGGUUUUGCGUACAAUGGAAUUAAAAAUGAGCAGCUCUUUUCCACAGCGGUGGGAAACUCCUUCAAAUGCCUCAGUACGCAAACUGUGAGCUUGGCCAGCAACUUUCAACUGCAGGUUGCCAAUUCCCAGCUUCAAGCCUUUGAUAUUGUAAACAACCAAUUUGGAAAAGAAGAGGAGUGCACUUUGGAUAGAAACAAGAGGCUGAUCCCAGCAACAAUUGGCUUCAGUCUGUCCGGAUUAAUCAUCAUCAUCCUGUUCUCCUGUGUGCUUUAUAGAAGGAAAACUCACUCUGGAUACAGCCGUAUCUGA
Molecule: messenger RNA, 885 nt
Organism: Protobothrops mucrosquamatus (brown spotted pit viper)
Lineage: Eukaryota; Metazoa; Chordata; Lepidosauria; Squamata; Viperidae
Gene: LAMP3
Product: lysosomal associated membrane protein 3
Exons: 8
Coding region: 1-885 (294 amino acids)
Cellular component (GO): membrane
Source: RefSeq, a predicted model, not a curated record